Aspergillus piperis CBS 112811 is the source of this 1074-nucleotide messenger RNA. RefSeq names its product putative GPI anchored glycoprotein. Lineage: Eukaryota; Fungi; Ascomycota; Eurotiomycetes; Eurotiales; Aspergillaceae. The transcript is spliced from 3 exons. The record is from RefSeq and is a predicted model, not a curated record. Bases 212 to 922 code for a protein of 236 amino acids.
GGAGAGGGAAAAAAAUGGAUUUCGCCCCCAUGGCCCUCGACCCCAUCCUGACGGGCCUUUAUUUACCUCGCCAUGCCCAGCGAACAUGUUCCAAGACAGUCUCAAUCCAAAUCAACUCUCAUCCUCCUUUUUUUCCUCAUUCUCCCUAAGUCCUCACAUACAUACAACCCUAUAUACCCUCCUCCCUAAUUCAGCCAUAUAAUCACACAUCAUGCGUCUCCAAUUGACUACCUCUCUGGCCCUCCUGGCCACUGCCUCCACCGUCGUCGCUGACGAUGUCAUCUCGGUCCUCUGGCCCUCCUCCGCCAGCGGCGAGAACUACAACGCCAAGCUGAUUGGAACCACUGGCGGCGACCUCACCACCCUGGUCAUCAACUGCCCGGCGACAGCCAGCGCCUCCGUGACCAGCUCUCCCGCUGCCACCGCCGCAACCACCAGCGCCGCCGUCGUCAAGCGUGCUACCACCGCCUCCAGCUCUGACGAUGAUGAUGACGAUGACUUCAACGACAGCUGCAACAUCCCCGACAGCGGCGAGACCCUGACCGUCGGCAGCAGCACCUGGGCCUUCAGUUCCUCCGGUAACCAAUUCUCCCAACAGGCCACCUGCUCCUUCACCGGCACCACUGUCGCUUCUUGUGCCUUCACCUACAACAUUGACACCCAGACUUCCUCAUCCAGCGGUGUUACCACCACUCAGCUUAACAAGGUCCCCAUCACCAUCACUUCUACUGCCUCUGCCACUGGCACUGCUACCGGUGGUGCCUCCACCGCCUCUGCUACGGGUGAUGCCUCUGGCUCUUCUUCUUCUGCCGCCUCUACCGGUGCUGCUACUACCACCAGUGACAGUGGUGCGUUUGCUACUGGCGCUAGCCAGUGGGUUGCUGGUGGUGCUGCCAUGAUGGUUGCUCUGGCUAUGGCUUAAACAGUACCCAUAUAGGUAAUGUGGAUGAGCUGUGGAAGUAGAGAUGUGAGUGUUCCAUAAGUGGAAAACGAAGCAGGUAUCAUAGUAUAUCGGAAAAAGGAUAUACAACAUAAACUACACAAUGUCAGCAUAUAAAACCCUACAUUUAGAAC